AUGGGCAGUGAUGCCCUACCCCGAGAUCCCCAUCUCGCACCUGUUACCCUCCCUCCUAACUCCCCAGCACCAUCCCUGGACAGUGAUGCCCAACCCCGAGUUCCCCAUCUCGCACCUGUUACCCUCCCUCCUAACUCCCCAGCACCAUCCAUGGGCAGUGAUGCCCUACCCCGAGUUCCCCAUCUCGCACCUGUUACCCUCCCUCCUAACUCCCCAGCACCAUCCCUGGGCAGUGAUGCCCUACCCCGAGUUCCCCAUCUCGCACCUGUUACCCUCCCUCCUAACUCCCCAGCACCAUCCAUGGGCAGUGAUGCCCUACCCCGAGUUCCCCAUCUUGCACCUGUUACCCUCCCUCCUAACUCCCCAGCACCAUCCAUGGGCAGUGAUGCCCUACCCCGAGUUCCCCAUCUUGCACCUGUUACCCUCCCUCCUAACUCCUCAGCACCAUCCCUGGGCAGUGAUGCCCUACCCCGAGUUCCCCAUCUUGCACCUGUUACCCUCCCUCCUAACUCCCCAGCACCAUCCCUGGGCAGUGAUGCCCUACCCCGAGUUCCCCAUCUCGCACCUGUGACCUCCCUCCUAACUCCCCAGCACCAUCCAUGGGCAGUGAUGCCCCUACCCCGAGUUCCCCAUCUCGCACCUGUUACCCUCCCUCCUAACUCCCCAGCACCAUCCCUGGGCAGUGAUGCCCUACCCCGAGUUCCCCAUCUCGCACCUGUUACCCUCCCUCCUAACUCCUCAGUACCAUCCAUGGGCAGUGAUGCCCUACCCCGAGUUCCCCAUCUCGCACCUGUUACCCUCCAUCCUAACUCCCCAGCACCAUCCAUGGGCAGUGAUGCCCUACCCCGAGUUCCCCAUCUCGCACCUGUUACCCUCCCUCCUAACUCCCCAGCACCAUCCAUGGGCAGUGAUGCCCUACCCCGAGUUCCCCAUCUCGCACCUGUUUAA
This is a messenger RNA of Haliotis rubra (blacklip abalone), 948 nucleotides long. Its product is annotated as formin-2-like. NCBI's taxonomy places the organism in Eukaryota, Metazoa, Mollusca, Gastropoda, Lepetellida, Haliotidae. The coding region runs from base 1 to 948 and encodes 315 amino acids. The record is from RefSeq and is a predicted model, not a curated record. The transcript has a single exon.